UACCAGUUAAUACCUAGUGGGCGUGGGAAGCUAGACCAAAGUUUCCGGACUUUCUUCCAGACAAGAAAAUAUAAUUUGCGGUACAAAUUCUACAAUAUGCCUGGAAGAUCGACUCCCUUAAGUGUAAUUUUAGUUUCAUCAGGUUCAAAAGGAAACAGACUUCUCUUCCGAUAUCCUUACCAGGAGGAAAGUGACAAAGAAGUUGUUCAAAAGAAUAGAACACGCAACCCUUACGCACUGCAGUUACCAGAGGAUGACUUGAACGACUGUAAACCAGCCUCCAGUAUCAGACAUGGCAAGCUUGUUGGUUAUUCUGAUGAGAUUCUAGCCCACAUACUGACCACAGAGACCGGCCUGUGUGACCACCGCUUUGAACUGACCAUUGAUGAUGUGAAGUUUGUCGGACAGCCGACCCUCAUAGUAGGUGGGGGCAGAAAACUGAGGCGACAUGAUGAGAAGACUAGACGAGAGAGUCGUACCAUGGCCAUGUUCAACCUGGUCUUUGUACUCCAUGCCAGUGCGGAUCCGUCAGUGGUUGGGUGCUAUCAUGAUCUCAGCAAGCGUCUAGUCCUGGCUCUCAAGCAUGAGGAGAGACGAUGCGGCUAUCUCAGCCACCAAGCCGUCCUGAUGAUGUCAGCUCAUGACGAGGUGGCUGCCAUGCCUGAAGAUGCAGAGGAAUCGCCAUUUUCCAUCAUGCUGCAGAAGAGCAAGCUUUGCCGGGACCUCCGACAUGUAUUCAAUGGAUUGUGUGAUAAGGGUGUGAUCCACGUCUUCAUCAAUAAUUGGAUUGAAGUCAGCUUCUGCCUGCCUCACAAAGUGCACAACGUGGAUCAGAUGGUCGUCAUCGACCCCACGAUGAUAGAGCAGAGCCUUCUUGCCAUCAGACCCUACCACGCCCUGCUCCUCCUGGAGGAUGAGAAGGAACUACAGCAGUCUCUUCCUAAGGAUUGCUCACCGUCUCUGCGCCGCGUCAUCAAGUGGUCCUCACCGUUGAACAGUCUGCAGAGGCUCAGUCAGGACACCGAUCUAGCUCUGUCUCAGGUCUUUCAGAUUGUCGGUCACAUGGUGUACUGGGGCAAAGCGACUAUCAUCUACCCAAUCUGUGGGAGCAAUGUGUAUAUCUUAUCACCAAGGGCUCCUACGUCAGCAAAUUCCCCGUACCAUGAAGAGUUCCGUGACAUCACAGCAGGAGGCUUCCUAACAGAGGCGCUGGCUGCAUUCUCACAGCCAACUCCAUUCAGCGAUGUGAUGAACAUUGGAGAGAAAGAGAAUGAGGCUGAAAAGGUGAAGAUUCUGGUCUGGCUGCUGCAAAAGAGACUUCUCAUACAGCUUCAUACGUACGUAUUCCUGAUGAUCCCUACUGAGAGGCCCACCCAGCUUGUUAAUCUUCAAGACAAGCAUUCCAGGCCGUCACCAUCAUCGUCGUCAGCCUCACAAGACAAGAACAGCUCAGCCAGUACCAACCCCUCACACCACGGCUCCACGGGAAACGUGGCGGAUAACAUGUCAAUGGAUUCAGAUGAGCUGAGCACCAGUCUGGAUUCCUACUCUACCCUCUCUCUAGACAAUGAGGGACACGGUCACAGCAGGCAGAAGUUCAUGGAUAUGCUGAAGGAGAACCUGACUGAAGCUGAGAGACAGUGCGUCAUGAACGUCCCUGCCGCCAAGAAACCGGAGGAUCUCAAACUGUUUGCAAGGCUUUGUCCCUACUUCCGCGGUCGUCACCACCUUGAAGAGAUCAUGUACUAUGAGAAUGUCAACCGAUCCCAAGUCUACAUGCUCCUGGAGAAGUUCAAGCAAGUACUGGUGGUCUGUACCCACCAAGACGCGGCUACAGUGGCUUACAAGGAGUUCCUAUAGCAUUACGCUGACGGUGGUUGGAGCUCAUUUGGCAAUCAGUGAAAUAUAUAUCUUAUUCUGGACUGGAGUCUAAACUUGUGUCAGAAUUUUAUAUUCUACCUCGAGUAUUUCGCUCAGAGUGAGCAGGGAGAAACAAUUUGAGACAUCUCGUAGACAACUUCAAAUUAUCUAUCCCCAACUAAAAUAGAG
This is a messenger RNA of Patiria miniata (bat star), 2049 nucleotides long. RefSeq names its product GATOR complex protein NPRL3-like (gene nprl3). The transcript is spliced from 14 exons. Bases 97 to 1860 code for a protein of 587 amino acids. Lineage: Eukaryota; Metazoa; Echinodermata; Asteroidea; Valvatida; Asterinidae. The record is from RefSeq and is a predicted model, not a curated record. Gene Ontology annotation, cellular component: GATOR1 complex. Gene Ontology annotation, biological process: negative regulation of TORC1 signaling; cellular response to amino acid starvation; TORC1 signaling.